Paramecium octaurelia is the source of this 1862-nucleotide messenger RNA. Lineage: Eukaryota; Ciliophora; Oligohymenophorea; Peniculida; Parameciidae. The record is from the annotation of a GenBank genome assembly.
AUGAAGGCAGCAAUAGAAAAAGUUAAAGGGAAUUUAUAAUGUCAUAAAUUGACAAUUAAGGAGAUUGUUCAGGAGGUUCUUAAAAAAUCUGAUAUAGAUUUUGAGGAUGAUGAAGAUCUUAAAGUAAGCUAUACAAGGGUAUUCAUUUAUAGAAGAUUGUGGCAUUGCUUUAGAAAGAUCCGAAUCAAAGAACAUAACUGGAUGUGGAUAAAAUUAGAUUGUCAUUCUUUAGAUUCAAGUUUUUCUAAGAAUUAGAAUAAUCGAUGGGUGCUGAUAUGGUUUAAGGGUUAUACAAAUAAUUGGGUUAUGAAUUGCAGAAAAAAAGACAGAUUAUUUUUAACAUCGGUGAUAUCGGAAAAAAGUUUUAUAUAAUUCUGAAGGGCAGCGUUUGGGUUUUGGUGUAGAAGAAGGGAUUGUAGGAAGGUUCUGGUCCUACAGAAGAAGAUUAAAAAUAAGAAGAACAAUUAAAAAAUGAGAAGAAUAAGGAAAUGAUGGACAAUGCGAAAAAGAGUACGAAAAAGAAAAACAUAAAAGUAAAAUCUUAGGCAUUUGUAACUUAAGUAACAUUAGAUGAUAUCUUUGCCACAAUGACAGAUCAAGAAUAUUUGGAUACUCAAUUUCCAACAUUAACAAAAGUAGGAAUAAUAAAUGCAGGGGAGAGUUUUGGUGAAAUAGCAUUGACUAAAUAAGUGCCAAGGACAGCCACAAUAGUUGCAGCUGAAGAUACUCAUUUUGCUACAGUUACAAGGGAUUAAUUUAAUAAGUUAUUGUCUGUUUUCUAUGAGGCUUAAUAAAAACAGAACGUUGGAUUUUUAAGCAAAGUUGCUAUAUUUUCUGAAUGGAAUGAACAGAUGUUAAAUCAAUUGUAUUAUCAUUUCAAAUUGGAAGAAAGAAAGCUAUUCUAAGUGAUAUACAAGGAGGAUGAAGAGGCCAAGUAUUAUAACUAUUUAAGUACCUUAGUAAUGUGUAUUUACUGAAAUAAGGGGAAAUAGAAUUGUCGCGGUUUGUCGAUGUAACUCAAUAAUAAAUGAGUCCAAAUCUUACACUUCAAAAGUUCUUUACAAAAACCGAAAAAAAAUUAGAGAGAGUUCGAACUACAGUUAUUACGGCAGGUUAGAUUUUUGGGCAUGAGGAAGUAAGUGGAACUAUAACUUUAGGUUAUGGCUGGAACAAAAAGAUAAUAUAGAGCCAUGAGCAUAAGCCAGAAAGUUGUUUAUUUUGUAUUAGAUAAACAGAGAUUCUUACAGUACUUUUAGAAGGGAUAAGCAAUUCAAAAACUAUAAAAAUUUGAUGCCAAGAAAAUAGGUUAAAGAGCAUAAUCUUUGGAUAUAAUUAAAGAACUCAAGAAAAUUCCUUUAUUUGUUGAACCCAGAGAUGUUCCAUUCAUAGAACCUCACUAGACCAAGACUAGAACCAAAAAUUCUGUUGAACGAAUAGGAAAUCCAGUUGAACAUACAGGAUAUGAAAUGCUGCAAGGACAUGGUCAUAUUAACAAAGCUCACUAUAAUUUCAGAAGGAAUAUUGAAGUUAUUAAAUAGAAUGUUUAGAGUAGUGAACCAUUAUCAAUAGAUAAAGCACUAUUUCAUAUUGAGGCAAGUAAGGGUUCUUAGAUAAGCAUCAUCAAUAAAGUAAGAAUAAAUGAGAAUUAGGUUUUUCCUGCAGCUGCAAGACCCAAAUAUUCAAUACCUGAAUGCUAUAUUUCGUCUUAAACUAUUAUAAAAUCUUUGAAGUUACCGAAAAUCUUAACCGAGGUUGAUUCAGUCAUGCUUAAUAGAACAAAUAAGGAGUACUUGAAUAGUUUCAAAGCUUCCUCAAUCUAUUCAAAUGGAUUUCCUAAUGAAUCACAACAGACAUUAAAUUGA